AUGAUCAUUAUUUGUUCUAGUGAGAAGGGUGAGGGUCUCCGCCAAGGGGAUCCGAUUUCACCUUUGUUAUUUGUUCUAGUGAUGGAGUAUGAUAUCCAAAGCCUCCAUUUAGCAGCUCAGAAUUCAGCCUUCAGAUAUCAUCCUAUGUGUAAGAAUCUCAAGCUCAUUAGCUUAUGUUUUGCAGAUGACUUACUGAUAUUCUGUAAGGGGUCUCUGUCAUCAGUUAAGGUCAUUAAGAAUGUGCUUGGGGAGUUUAGCUCUGUACCAGGUCUGCACAUAAAUGAGAACAAAUCUCAGAUUUUCUUUGGAGGAAUUUCAGAUGUUGAAAAAUUGCAUCUGUCUGCUGAAUUGAAGCUGACAGAGGGAUUGUUUCCUCUAAAAUACCUUGGUGUCCCUAUGAGACCUACCAAAUGGAAGCAUGAGGAUUGUGAUAUCAUUAUUAAGAAAAUCAAAAUGAGAUUACACACUUGGGUUAGUAGGCACCUGUCAUUUGCUGGCAGAAUGCAAUUGAUUCAUUCGGUUUUGUUUGGGUUGAGGAACUAUUGGAUGAGCAUUUUUGUUCUCCCUCAAAGCAUAAUAAAAGAAAUUGAGAGACUCUGUCGUGGUUGUCUUUGGGGAGUUAAUGGGAAUAGAUGCAAGAUUCAUAUGGCUUCAUGGGAAAAAGUUUGUCUACCUAAGGUGUUUGGGGGGCUCGGCUUAAGAAAUGGACAGAGGUGGAAUCAUGCUAUUUUGGAAAAGUAUAUCUGGGCGAUCUCAGAGAAGAUGGACUUGCUGUGGGUGAAAUGGAUAAAUUCCAUUUAUUUGAAAGGCUCUGAUUUCUGGACCUAUAAACUUCCUCCGGAUACCAGUUGGUACUGGAGAAAAUUAUCCAAUCUGAGAGACAAAUUCAGUAGGGAAGAUGUUAAGGCUGCUGGUUUAACUGGGAAGUUUUACUCUUCCAUUAUAUAUAACAACUCGCUGUGCCAUCAGCAGGUUGGAUACUACAAAGUAGUUUGGUGUAGAUUAUCUCUGCCUAAGCAUAGAUUUCUGUUAUGGCAGGUAGUCAAUGCUCAGCUACUUACAUUUGAUAACUUGCUUCGUUUAAGAGUGCCUAUAGACUCCUUAUUGUGCCCAGUUUGUGGUGAUUUUGAAGAGAGUCAUUCCCACUUGUUCUUUGAAUGUUCACUGUCUAAACAGGUGUUGGAUCAAGUUUUUGGUUGGAUGGAUUGCAAUACUUGGCCUUAUGAAUUUGACAGAUGGAGGACAUGGAUUUCAAACAGAAACAAUGGCUUCAUUUUUCAUUUGGCUAUCAUGAUAUUAGCGGCUACUGUAUAUAGUAUCUGGAGGAAUCGUAACAGUUGUAUUUUUGAUCAUUUCUCUAAGUCUGCUUCGAGUAUAGCUUCGGAAGUUAAGUCUUUAACUCAUCAUAGGCUGAUCAGUAUUAGUAAGCAGAAGCUUUCUGCUCAAGAUCAAAGGAUAUUAUCUCGUUUUGUAAUGAUUCCCUGA
This is a messenger RNA of Humulus lupulus (European hop), 1485 nucleotides long. RefSeq lists its product as uncharacterized. The record is from RefSeq and is a predicted model, not a curated record. NCBI's taxonomy places the organism in Eukaryota, Viridiplantae, Streptophyta, Magnoliopsida, Rosales, Cannabaceae. Bases 1 to 1485 code for a protein of 494 amino acids. The transcript has a single exon.